Rhinocladiella mackenziei CBS 650.93 is the source of this 1716-nucleotide messenger RNA. Its product is annotated as methylmalonate-semialdehyde dehydrogenase (acylating). Gene Ontology annotation, biological process: thymine catabolic process; L-valine catabolic process. The transcript is spliced from 2 exons. The record is from RefSeq and is a predicted model, not a curated record. Gene Ontology annotation, cellular component: mitochondrion. Gene Ontology annotation, molecular function: malonate-semialdehyde dehydrogenase (acetylating, [NAD(P)+]) activity; methylmalonate-semialdehyde dehydrogenase (acylating, NAD+) activity. Bases 1 to 1716 code for a protein of 571 amino acids. NCBI's taxonomy places the organism in Eukaryota, Fungi, Ascomycota, Eurotiomycetes, Chaetothyriales, Herpotrichiellaceae.
AUGGCUGCACGCCGCUCACUUCUUCGUGCUAUCCCCGCAUUGUCAGCCAGACGAGCACCCCAGAUUGUCUCUGCUUCCACCUCCACCGCAGCCUCUCUCAGAAUGUCGCCAAAUGAGCAGAUUGCGAAGCGGCGGCUUCAUGCCACGACCCGCCAUCUGGCUGCUCCCAGUGCUGUGGUCGCGGACUAUCCUACGACCCACGAACAAAUCACCAAUGUCGUCGAUACCCACAAUUUCCUCGACAACCAAUUUGUUCCCUCCAAAACGUCCGCCUGGAUCGACCUCCAUGACCCCGCCACGAACAACCUUGUUACUCGAGUUCCUCAAUCCACCGACGCUGAGUUGAAAGCUGCCGUUGAGUCGAGCCAAAAGGCAUUCCCAAAAUGGCGAGCCACCUCCAUCAUAAGUAAACAACAAAUCAUCUUCAAGUUGACCCAUUUAAUCCGGCAAAACAUGGACCGUCUAGCGGCAUCCAUUACUCUGGAACAAGGAAAAACAUUUGCAGAUGCAAAGGGAGACGUGCUUCGUGGACUGCAGGUCUGCGAGACCGCUUGCGGUAUCACCACACAACUCACCGGCGAGGUUAUUGAAGUGGCCAAAGACAUGGAAACUCGCUCAUACCGUGAGCCCUUGGGUGUGGUUGCUGCCAUCUGCCCCUUCAACUUCCCCGCCAUGAUUCCUCUCUGGAGUAUUCCCCUGGCCACAGUGACCGGCAAUUGCUUGAUCUUGAAACCCAGCGAGCGAGACCCGGGUGCCGCCAUGAUCCUAGCUGAACUCUGCAAGGAGGCCGGAUUCCCCGACGGUGUCAUCAACGUCGUCCACGGCGCAGCCAAGACCGUUGACUUCAUCAUCGACGAGCCCGCCAUCAAGGCCAUUUCCUUCGUUGGUUCAAACCGUGCUGGUGAAUACAUCUACACCCGAGGCUCCGCUCAGGGUAAACGUGUGCAAGCCAACUUGGGUGCAAAGAACCACGCCGCUGUCCUGCCCGACUGCAAUAAGAACCACGCACUCAACGCCAUCGCGGGAGCCGCUUUCGGUGCUGCCGGUCAACGUUGCAUGGCUCUGAGCACUCUCGUCAUGGUCGGCGAGACCAAGGAGUGGCUUCCCGAACUCGCUGAACGAGCCAAGAAUCUUACCAUGAACGGUGGAUUUGAAGAGGGCGCUGAUCUUGGCCCAUUGAUCAGUCCGCAGAGCAAGAAGCGCGUUGAAGACCUGAUUCAAAGCGCCCAGGACGAAGGCGCCACUAUCCUCCUUGACGGCCGAGGCCAGAAGCCGGCCAAGUAUCCUCAUGGUAAUUGGGUCGGCCCAACCAUCAUCACCAAUGUCAAACCACACAUGAAAUGCUACACGGAAGAAAUCUUCGGUCCAGUUCUGGUAUGCUUGAACGUUGGCACCACCGAAGAAGCCAUCAACCUUAUCAACGCGAACCCCUACGGCAACGGCGCCGCCGUCUUCACCCGCUCCGGCCCCACUGCCUCGCUAUUUCAGAAGGAUCUCGAGGCCGGUCAGAUCGGCAUCAACGUCCCCAUCCCCGUGCCUUUACCCAUGUUCAGCUUCACCGGCAACAAGAAGAGUGUCGCGGGAACGGGCAUGUCGAAUUUCUACGGCAAGGAUGGGCUCCGCUUCUACACGCAGUGGAAGACCGUCACCAGUCUCUGGCGCGCGGAGGAUGCUGUCGCUACGGAGAAGCAGGUCGCCAUGCCGACUCAUUCGUGA